AUUAUGGAAAAGCUGAGUGUAGAAAUUUUGAAAUAAAUAAAAUCAAAUACUUAGCUUAGAUUUCAAUAAGAUGACAAUUGUGUAGUAAUAUCUGUACAUGGUCCUUACUAAAUUGGAUCAUAAAAAGCAAACCAAUGUAUAAAAAAAUAUUGAAUUAGAGGCUAUUCUUGAUAUACAAAUCAAAUUUGAGUAAGAUAAAUCGAUAGAAUAAUAAUUGAAGCAGAUUUUUGAAUAAGCUCUAAAUUUAUAAGAAUAUCCAUAAUAGCAAAUAAGAGUAUCUUGCAUAAUUUAAAUUAAUACAAUAAAUGUAUAUAUAUAACAAUAUAUAAUUUCUAUAGAUUUUUUCAACUUUAUGCAAUGGAAUCAUGAUAGCUCUAUUACAUUAAGGUAUAUCAAUGAGUAAAUCAAUAUACAGUAUUACAAUCGAAAAUACUCGUUUAGUAUUUUAAUAAAUAACUAAUGAUUUAUUGUUUAUAGACAACAAAAAGGGAUAAUCGAUGGAUAAAACUAUGUGUUAAAUUAAAGAAGGAUUAAAUAAAUCUCAAAUAUUUGAGUAAUGGCUUCGAAGUUAUUUUUAUGAAUAUUAUGUAAAUAAUAAUUUGUUAUGA
This is a messenger RNA of Paramecium sonneborni, 608 nucleotides long. NCBI's taxonomy places the organism in Eukaryota, Ciliophora, Oligohymenophorea, Peniculida, Parameciidae. The record is from the annotation of a GenBank genome assembly.